Molecule: messenger RNA, 1551 nt
Organism: Amaranthus tricolor (Joseph's coat)
Lineage: Eukaryota; Viridiplantae; Streptophyta; Magnoliopsida; Caryophyllales; Amaranthaceae
Exons: 3
Coding region: 1-1551 (516 amino acids)
Biological process (GO): DNA integration
Molecular function (GO): nucleic acid binding
Source: RefSeq, a predicted model, not a curated record
AUGAAAUCAAUUUUCAUUACCCAAGAUAUAUGGGAAAUUAUUCAAGAUGGUUAUAAACAACCCAAAGAUGCCAAUGAAGAGGCUUCUUGGGAUGACACUAAAAAGUGUCAAUACAAGCAAAACAAAAGAAGGGAUCAUUAUGCCUUCUCUAUAAUAUAUCGUGGAGUAGAUGAGACGAUCCUACCAACAAUCAUGACCGCCACAACUGCAAAGGAGACAUGGAGCACUUUGGAGACAAAAUAUCGAGGCUCGGAAAAGGUAAUACUCUUCAAACUACAAUCUUUAUGGGGUCAAUUUGAUAGUAUGCAAAUGACCGAUAAUGAGUCAAUUCAAUCAUAUACCGACCGAGUCUCAAAUAUUGUUAACCAAAUUCGAUCCAAUGGAGACACCAUUGAAGAUGUUAAAAUAAUUCGAAAAAUAUUAAGAACUUUAACCAAAAAAUUUGAUCAUAUUGUGGCUGCUAUAGAAGAAUCUAAUAAAGAUUUAAGUUCACUCACCAUGACUGAAUUAAUGGGCUCUUUAUUAGCACAUGAAGAAAGAAUGCGUAAAUUUGAAGAGCAACCAAUUGAACAAGCUUUUCAGGCUAAAUUAAAAUUUUCUAAUAAUGGAAAAAAUAUAAAUGGCCACGGUAAUAAUUUUCAACCAAAAAAGGGAAAUUUUAACAACCGUGGUAGGGGGAGAGGAAAUCAUAAAAAUCAAGGGAGCCGAGAUAACAACUCUUAUUGCAUAUUAUGCAAGAAAAACAAUCAUAAUACAAGAGAUUGUCGGUACAAAUGCAAAAGAUGUACUCGACACUCUCAUUUUGAAAAAGAUUGUUAUUUCCGGCAAAAGGAAGAGGCUAAUUUCACAGAAAAUAAUGAUCAAUUAUUUUACACAUGUCUGAAUGCUCAAGAAGAGCAAACUGACACAUGUAACCAAGUAGUUGCCGGAAAAGGAACAAUUGUUGUUAAAACAAAAAACGGCUCCUCUAAAUUCAUCCCCGAUGUCUUUUAUGUCCCUGGGCUAGCACAAAAUUUGUUAAGUGUGGGUCAGUUAGUCCAAAAAGGUUAUAUGAGAAAUGGUGAUUGGGCUACACCAAUCACUAAUGAAAAGAAAAUUUGUGAGGGUUAUAUCUAUGGCAAAAUGCAUAGAUCACCAUUCCCAACCUCAUCAUGGAGGGCUAGAGCUCCAUUAGAGCUUGUCCAUGCUGAUAUAUGGGGUCCUACCAGGAAUCCGUCUCUUGGCGGAAAAAGAUACUUUCUGUUGAUUGUGGAUGAUUUUUCACGCAUGAUGUGGGUGUAUUUCUUGGAGAAAAAAUCAGAAGCAUUAUCCCACUUCAUGCAAUUUAAAGCCCUAACAGAAAAACAAAGUGGGCAUUCAAUAAAGGUUCUAAGAAUCGAUCGUGGGGGAGAAUUCACAAGCAAUGAAUUCAACAAAUUUUGUAAACAACACGGCAUCAAAAAGGAGCUCACAAUCAGACGCACACCACAACAAAAUGGUGUUGCAGAAAGGAGAAACAGGACAAUUGCUGAAAUGGCUCGGAGUAUGAUGCAAGGAAAAAAAUCUGCCUAA